Ictidomys tridecemlineatus (thirteen-lined ground squirrel) is the source of this 1757-nucleotide messenger RNA. It is a transcript of the gene Btbd17, whose product is annotated as BTB domain containing 17. The record is from RefSeq and is a predicted model, not a curated record. Gene Ontology annotation, molecular function: protein binding. Lineage: Eukaryota; Metazoa; Chordata; Mammalia; Rodentia; Sciuridae.
UGCUGGUUCCUAUAUAAGGAGGAGGGAUGCAAUUGAUCAGAGUGGCUUGGACUUCGGUGUCCCUCCAGUGGAACCAGGGGCGGAGCACAGAAAUGUUUAGGAUAGGCCACUGCCAGUCUGGGUCCUGGGGCAGCUUCUGGACCAUGCUGACCUUGGUGGGCCUGGCCACUCAUGCAGCCCAGAGAUCCGAUGUGGGCGGGGAGGCAGCGGGCACCUCCAUCAACCACUCCCAGAUGCUGCUCCACCGCCUGCAGGAGCUGCUGCACCAGGGCAACGCCAGCGACGUGGUUCUGCGCGUGCAGGCCGCGGGCACCGACGAGGUCCGCGUCUUCCACGCCCACCGCCUGCUGCUGGGGCUGCACAGCGAGCUGUUCAGGGAGCUGCUGAGCAACCAGAGCGAGGCCGUGCUGCGGGAGCCCCGGGACUGCGCCGCCGUCUUCGACAAGUUCAUCAGGUACCUAUAUUGCGGAGAGCUGACGAUACUGCUUGCUCAGGCCAUUCCACUGCAUAAGCUGGCCACCAAGUACCGGGUGGCCUCCCUACAGCGAGGCGUGGCCGACUACAUGCGCGCACACCUGGCAGGAGGCGCAGGCCCUGCGGUGGGCUGGUACCACUACGCAGUGAGCACGGGGGACGAGGCCCUGCGUGAGAGCUGCCUGCAGUUCCUGGCCUGGAACCUGUCUGCCGUGGUGGGCAGCGCUGAGUGGAGCUCCGUGAGCCCCGAGCUGCUGGCGCAGCUGCUGCAGCGCUCGGACCUGGUGCUGCAGGACGAACUGGAGCUGUUCCACGCGCUGGAGGUGUGGCUGGGCCGCGCGCGGCCGCCCCCCGCGGUGGCAGAGCGGGCGCUGCGCGCCAUCCGAUACCCCAUGAUCCCGCCUGCGCAGCUGUUCCAGCUGCAGGCGCGCUCAGCGGUCCUGGCGCGGCACGGCCUGGCGGUGGCGGACCUCCUGCUGCAGGCCUACCAGUUCCACGCCGCCUCGCCGCUGCACUACGCCAAGUUCUUCGACGUCAACGGUAGCGCCUUCCUGCCCCGCAACUACCUCGCGCCCGCCUGGGGCGCCCCGUGGGUCAUCAAUAACCCGGCCCGCGACGACCGCAGCACCAGCUUCCAGACACAGCUGGGCCCGAGCGGCCACGACGCCGGCCGCCGGAUCACGUGGAACGUGCUCUUUUCCCCGCGCUGGCUGCCCGUCAGCUUGCGGCCGGUCUACGCGGACGCUGCGGGUACCGCGCUGCCCGCGGCGCGCCCAGAGGACGGCCGGCCAAGGCUGGUGGUUACGCCGGCCAGCAGCGGCGGCGACGCUGCGGGAGUGAGCUUCCAAAAGACGGUGCUGGUGGGGGCGCGUCAGCAGGGCCACCUGCUGGUGCGCCACGCCUACAGCUUCCACCAGAGCAGCGAGGAGGCGGGAGACUUCCUGGCGCACGCGGAUCUGCAGCGGCGCAACUCCGAGUACUUGGUGGAGAACGCCCUGCAUCUGCACCUCAUCGUCAAGCCUGUGUACCACACCCUCAUCCGGACCCCCAAGUAGCCCCCGGAUUGGGAAAUAAAAGUCUUGCCUAGAGGGCACCAGGGUCUGGGAGGGACAAGGCCCGUGUAGAGAUGACUGCCAGCCUGGGCCCUGGGUGAUCAGGCACCGGAGACGCUGGGCUGGAUGGAGACCAGGUGAGCAGUGGUAGACCAGAUGUCCGGCUUCAGGAGCCGAUUUCACAUGUAGGCAGCGCUUGGCCCUGAAUAAAUGGAUGCCCAGAGAGGUGAA